AUGCCUCAAAUAUCAGUUAAACUCAAGUUUGCAAAACUUGGGUAUCAAUAUGUUAUGAAUCACUUCUUAACAUGUCUAUUGGUGCCCAUAGUGGCUGUGAUUUUUUUUCAAGCUAUUCAAUUAGGCCCUGAGGAAAUUUCCAAUCUUUGGAAUAAUUCCAUUCAGUUUGAUUUCACCAAAACACUCUGUUCAUCUUUCGUCGUCAUCCUUAUGUCCAUUUUAUACUUCAUGUCAAGGCCUCGAGGGGUUUACCUCAUCGAUUAUGCAUGUUACAGGCCACCUGUGACAUGUCGCGUCCCCUUUUCAGUGUUCAUGCAGCAUUCAAGAAUCAUACUUAGUACAGAGCCAAAGAGUGUUGAAUUCCAAAUGAAGAUUCUUGAGAGGUCUGGUUUAGGAGAAGAGACAUGUUUGCCACCAGCAAUACAUUAUAUCCCUCCUGCAAUUAACAUGGUCUCUUCAAGAGAGGAAGCUGAAAUGAUGAUAUUUUCAGCCAUGGAUUAUCUCUUCAAGAAAACAGGAGUAAAGCCUAAAGACAUUGACUUUCUUAUAGUGAACUGCAGCCUUUUCUCACCGACACCAUCUUUAUCAGCAAUGGUGGUUAAUAAGUACAAAAUGAGAGAAAACAUCAAGAGCUAUACUCUAUCAGGAAUGGGGUGUAGUGCAGGGCUAAUCUCCAUUGAUUUAGCUCGUGAUCUUCUCCAAGUUCAUUCCAAAUCGACCGUUGUGGUUCUCAGCACAGAAAUCAUCACGCCGAAUUACUACAAAGGCAAGGAGAGAUCAAUGCUCCUCCCAAAUUGUCUGUUCAGAAUGGGUUGCGCAGCCAUACUUUUAUCAAACAAGUGGUGGGCAGAUAAACGGCGAGCCAAGUACAAGUUGUUACAUACGGUGAGAACCCACAUAGGAUCUAACGACAAAGCUUACAAUUGUGUGUUUGAAACUGAAGAUUCAGAAGGUAAAACAGGAAUUUCUUUGUCAAAAGAUCUUAUGGCAAUAGCAGGGGAGGCAUUGAGGUCUAAUAUAACAUCAAUUGGACCAAUUGUUCUUCCUCCAUCAGAACAACUUCUCUUUCUCCUGUCACUCAUGGGCCGAAAGGUCUUUAACAUGAAACUGAAACCAUAUAUUCCAGACUUCAAACAAGCGUUCGAACAUUUCUGCAUUCAUGCUGGUGGAAGAGCGGUGAUCGAUGAACUACAGAAGAACUUGCAGCUGUCUGCAGAACAUGUUGAGGCAUCGAGAAUGACUCUGCAUCGAUUUGGAAACACGUCUUCUUCAUCGUUGUGGUAUGAAUUGAGUUAUAUUGAAGCCAAAGGAAGGAUGAAGAAAGGUGACAGAAUUUGGCAGAUUGCAUUUGGGAGUGGAUUCAAGUGUAACAGUGCUGUUUGGAAGUGUAACAAAACAAUAAAAACUCCAACUGAUGGACCUUGGUCUGAUUGUAUCCAAAAGUACCCACAUAGUACAGCUCUAGGAGAAUAUAAUCAACAAUAGCAGAGAAGAAAAACACUGGUUUUUAUUUUUGGUUAAUCUGUGUUUUUUUUUCCAGCCUUCUUGUAAACUAUAUGGC
Solanum dulcamara is the source of this 1561-nucleotide messenger RNA. RefSeq names its product 3-ketoacyl-CoA synthase 6-like. Gene Ontology annotation, molecular function: acyltransferase activity, transferring groups other than amino-acyl groups. Gene Ontology annotation, biological process: fatty acid biosynthetic process. The coding region runs from base 1 to 1485 and encodes 494 amino acids. Lineage: Eukaryota; Viridiplantae; Streptophyta; Magnoliopsida; Solanales; Solanaceae. Gene Ontology annotation, cellular component: membrane. The record is from RefSeq and is a predicted model, not a curated record. The transcript has a single exon.